CAGUGCUCUUGAGUUUGAUUUCACCACGGCUUUCGGCAUUUGCUGUUGCUUGCUGCGUUGACUACAACUCAAAGGUCAUUAUAUCGUUGUUUCUAGCUCAUCGAAAUGCAUCCACAGUAGUCACAGUGCUAUCGCACAGUGAUUGGAGGCUUCAGGGCGCAUGGCGGUGAUGAGCUGUCAAGCACGAGGUGGGGCGGUACUGUUCACCACUAAACCGAAGUUGCCCAUCCAACCGCGGAGAUUCGCGCCGCCGUUAACAACAACACAACGCAGCGGCCACGAUCUACAGAUGCACACCACAGCAUACGGCCCGAAUCGGCCUCAAAGCAACUCUCACUGCUAAUUGAGGUUCUCGAGCGACCCAUUGUUAUUCCGCGCUCGCUCACGUCCACGGGUACCCCGAUCCAGCGACGUCGCACGGCGACAAACAUUCCAACAUUCCAACAUGACCACGGUCCACCACUCACCCCCGCCGGGUACAGCUCCCUUCGCAAUCUAUGAAGACCCAGAAGACCUCGAACCGCCCUCACCAUCCGAAGAAGGCGACGUGUCUUUCACGUCUGACAUGUCAAUGUUUGGGGCCGACGUAGCCAUCCCAAGCAUUGAGAGCGGGCACGAGCUGCUGGACGAACCAGAGCCGUACAAUGGCGCGUACACGUCCCGAACAUCGAUACUCUCGUCAUCUCGCCGCGACUCCACCAUGACAGACAACAGCUUCGUCUCGUCGCUUCCAUCCGAAUUCUCGGUUGCUUCCAAACCAGUAACCCCGGCCAAUGCCCUCGAUUCACGAUAUUCGCCGCGCAAAGAACGUCCCCCGUUCCGAAAUCCAUCGUCGGUACGAGCCAUGCAGAUGGCGUCUCCAGCACCGUCACUUGCACUAGAAGCCCCCCGAGAGCGCACAAAAGGGAGCUACAAGCUUGCGACACCAAGUAAGAGCGGCAGGUCGGAUUCGGUGUCGACCACAAGUAGGCGUCGAUCGCGGUCACACAGGGACAGCCUGCAUAUGGAUUACCCAGCUCAACAAGCGCGGGCCAGUGCAACACCGCAGCCGUUGCCACUAGUGCUACUCCACGUUACGAUACUGCCGAUGCAGAUGCCCUACACGCCUGAGGUCAUGCUUAAGAUCAUGCCGGAAUGGCUCGUGGAGAAUUACAAGGUCCUGGAAGAGAAGCUCCAAGAUAUAGUAUUGAUGCGGAGAGGUCUUUUAAUUCAACAUCCACGAGACGAAUUUGAUGUGCUAGAGGAGCGGAUUCUUGAGAGUCUUGAGCUGAAAACGCCCCGACUGCUCCCAUGUGGGCACUUCGUUGCGCCUGACUCGGACGACGAAGAUGCCCCGGGCUGUGACGAUGAGCAUACGCAUGCCGCGGACGACGGAGCAGGGCGAGGCAGUCGCAUGAGCGGAGGCACGAUCACCGCCGAAGAUGAACCUGAGUUGAGGUACCCUACACCUAAUUCAGAGGAUGCAGGUGUGUGCAUUGACUGUCAUCGACAAGUGAAGAAGCCAGGCCAUGGCGUUGGUGCAGGUACAAAGAGGUGGGACAUCAAGAUUUAUGCAGCAAACGGGUUAAUGCGUGCGGGAGCUUGGGUAGCAGCGUGGAGUGAGAUGGAGAGAUGUGACGUGGAAAUUUCGCCGUGGAUCCCUCACGAAGUGCGGAAGACUCUUGACAAAAGGCUGGAGCAAGAACAAGAAAAGGCGAAGGCGAAGGAGCUCUACGCAGCCGAACUCAAGCGUCAAAUGGAUGAAGAGGCGGCCUCGCAAAGGAAGUUGGAAGAAGAAGCAAAAGCGAAGCUACAAUCGGAGGAAGCCGAGCUCCGGAUCAAGACUGAGGCAGAGGCGAUCAUGCUGCAGAGGAGGCUAGAGGAAGAGGCUGCAGAGAAGAAGAAGAAGCUCGAAGAGAGUCUCGCUAAAAAGAUUGAAGAAGCCAAAGAAGCCAUCCGAGUCGAGUUUGAAGCCCAGGCACUGAUGGAGUCCCAUAGCAUCGCUGAACGAUUCCGUGCUCUGGAAGACGCACUGAAGGCCGAGCGCGCAAAAGCCGCCGCACAAGCUCCUCCCGUGCUUCAAGUGCCUCAUAUUUUGUCUCGCUCACGCAGCCGAUCCCGACAUCGGAACCGUUCGCGAUCUCGUCGCCCACGCCUCGAAGAGAUUCCGCUGGGCACGUUACUGAAGAACUAUUUUGUUCUGCAGCUUCAGGACUCACGCAACUUUUUCAUUCUGAUACUCGGAGCGCUCGUCGUCUUUCUACUGACGAGCUUCAAUCCCAACUCGAAUCUUCCUCGGCCUACUUUGGAUCUGGCGACCGACGUCUCCUUGGAGCAUAUGGCGGAGUCUGUGGUUCCGAUCGUGGUCACUUCCACAGCUACGAUGACUGCAACAUCGUUCUCUACGCUAGUGGUCACGGAGGUGCAGAUACUGGACGGGCCUAGAGAGACUUUGUCACUACCAUCAUCCGAUAUCACUGUGGCUGAAGAGGCAGUAUCUACUCCCUCGCCGUCUCCCGAGGAUGAGCUUAACGCAGUGACGGUGCCAUCGGCUAAGACUAAAGAUGUCUACGAGAGUGCCGAGCUUGCAAGUUUCAUCCUUCAGGAGCUUGCCGAACAAGUCGUCAGUGAGCACGACACGGCCACGCUCAAGGAUGAUCAAAUCUUCACCGAGGAGGUCUCUGAAAGCGUUGGAUCGGCAGAAACACUGGCAACAAGAGUUGAAGCAGGUCCUGCGGAGUCUUUUGGGGCAAUAGAAUCCAUGUCUUCAUCUGUCACAGUUGAGGUUCCCGAAGCUCAUGAGACAAUUCUGGGGGCGUCUGUUGAUGAAGAAUCCAUACCCGAGGAACUCGUUGCUGAAGAGCCCAUUGCUGAGGUUCUCACUGCCGAAGAAUUGCAUGCUGACUCUCACCUGGCUGAGCAACCCAUUGCUCAGGAGAUCAUGGCUGGGGAACCCGUUGUUGAGGCACCCCUUCCCGAAGGUUUCGUUUUUGAGCAACCCAUGGCUGCUGAAGAGACGAUCGUUUCAGAGAUUAAAGCUGAGCCAUCUUCACCCAAAGAAGUUGGCUCACCACUUGAGUCUGCCUCACCCGAAGCUGGAAACGUCAACGUUGAAGAGAUCGCAGACGCCGAGACACAGCACGAAGCCACACCAGAAUGGGAAACCGUACGGGUCAACGAGGAUCCGGUUCUGUCCGAAGACGGCGGCUUGCCGGCUGUGCAUGACAGGGACGAGCUGUGAGUGCCCCAAAGCCACAAUAUCGUCCGCUGGGGCUGAGCACAACAUAACCCUUUUGGGACAUGCACGAGCUUCGCCACACAACACACCCCUAUCGUGCAUGUCUAAGGCGUUAUUGUCUGCCUUCUUUGACCGGUUCGCAACCAUUGCGUCGAACAAUCGAAAUGCGUAAUGCUCCCAACCCCUUAUCACGACACACAAACAACCUUACGACGCAAUGCACACAGCCACGAUCCGUUCAUCUUUUUUCUUUCCCACCCAUGUAGCGUUGAUGCAUUGCCAUAGCGUGGAGUUCUAGGCAUUUCGGGAAUGGUCAGCAUAGCGAAGUCCCUUUGGACUAUGAGCUGUGCAUUGUAGGGCGGAUGUCGGGCUGUCAGUAGAUAGUUUAGUAAUGCCAUCCCAUGAUUCACCAGCACAAA
Molecule: messenger RNA, 3636 nt
Organism: Paraphaeosphaeria sporulosa
Lineage: Eukaryota; Fungi; Ascomycota; Dothideomycetes; Pleosporales; Didymosphaeriaceae
Exons: 1
Coding region: 446-3220 (924 amino acids)
Source: RefSeq, a predicted model, not a curated record